AUGGCUUCCAUGACCUCUGAAACUGCUUCUUCUUCUUCUUCUUCUUCUUCUUCUUCUUCUUUGCCUCAACGGAAAUACCAAUACGAUGUUUUUCUCAGUUUUAGAGGCGAAGACACCCGCAACAACUUUACGAGCCAUCUGUACGCCGCUUUGGAUAAAAAAGGAAUUAAGACCUUUAGGGACAACGAACUUGAGAGAGGAAGACCCAUUCGGCCAUAUCUUCUGAUAGCCAUAGAAGAAUCGAGGUUUUCCAUCAUCAUUCUCUCGAGAAACUAUGCGUCGUCGACGUGGUGCUUAGAUGAACUUGCAAAGAUUGUUGAGUGCAUGAAACAGACAAGGCUCACAGUUUUUCCUGUUUUCUACGACGUGGAUCCCUCUGACGUACGCCAAGCUGGGAGGGGGAGUUUACUCAUUCAUCAAAAAACUGAGAUGGGGAGUUUUGCACAGGCCUUUGCUGAACAUGAAGAACGUUUCAAGGAGAAUAGAGAGAUGGUGCAAAGAUGGAGAGAUGCUUUGAUAGAAGUGGCCGAUGCAUCCGGAUGGCAUGUAAAGGACAGGCCCGAGGCAGAAGUUAUUGAAGAAAUUGUUGUGGAGAUACUUGAUAAAUUGAAUUCUAUAGUUCGGCUGAUUGUUUCUGAUGAUCUUUUUGGCAUAGAGUCUCGUGUAGACAAAAUGCUGAAUUCAUAUUUAGGUAUAGGGGUGGAUGAUGUUCGCUUUGUAGGAAUAUGUGGCAUGGGUGGAAUUGGUAAAACAACUCUUGCACGUGCUAUUUACGAAAGAAUUACUUGUCAAUUUGAAGCUAAUUGCUUUCUUGCCAAUGUUAGAGAAGAAGCUGGAAAAAAUGGUUUAGUUGCUUUACAAGAACAACUUCUUUCCAGUACUAUCCAGACAAAAAGCAAUAUUAAUAUACAAAAUGAUUACGAGGGAGCUAAUGUGAUCAGAAAAAGACUAUAUUGUAAAAAAGUUCUUAUCAUUCUUGAUGAUGUGGACCAACUUGAACAAUUACGUGCAUUAGCAAAACAUCGUUGCUGGUUUGGUGGAGGGAGCAGAAUCAUCGUAACAACUAGAAACAAGCGUCUGUUGAUUGAACAUGAUGUGGCCGAAGAUGGAAUAUAUGAGGCUAUGGGAAUGAAUUACAAUGAAGCACUCCAACUCUUUUGUCGGAAAGCCUUCAAGGAAGACAGCGCCCCUAAAGAUUUUGUGGAGCUGUCCAAGAAGUUUUUAAAUUACGCUAAAGGCCUUCCUUUAGCCCUUGAAGUUUUGGGUUCAUCUUUGUAUCAAAGAAGUGAAGAUGUAUGGAAAAGCAUGCUAAGAAAGCUAAAAGAAAUCCCUGAUGAGAAAAUCCACGAUAAACUUCAAAUAAGUUUUGAUGGACUCUCAGAUUUAGAGAAAAAAAUAUUUUUAGACAUUGCUUGUUUCUUCAAAGGGGAGGACAAAGAUCGUGUGGAAGAUAUAUUAGAGAGUUUUGGUUACCACCCAAAAAUCGGUAUAGAUAAUCUCAUUAAUAAGUCACUUAUAACCAUCUCAAGUAAACAAUUGCAGUUGCAUGAUUUGUUAGAAGAAAUGGGUCGGGAGAUCGUUCGGCGUGAAUCUUGUGAAGAGCCUGGCGGACGAAGUAGAUUGUGGUUUUGGGAAGACAUCCAUCAUGUGCUGACGAAUAAUACAGGAACAGAAAGAGUUGAAGGCAUAGCCCUAAGGGGUGGUCCACCUACAUUACACUUGAAUGCUGAAGCCUUCUUGAAGCUGCCGAACUUAAGAUUUCUCAAAAUCGUGUGCUGUUGUGAACCCUUUAGUUAUCCUCCUAACAAGUUGCGGGCUAUUGAUUGGGAAGGUCUUAGUUAUCUUCCUAACAAGUUGCGUGUUAUUGAUUUGCCUCUAUAUCCUUUGAAGUCUUUGCCAAUGAGUUUCUCACCUGAUAAACUCGUUAAACUCGAAAUGCAUUUUAGCCUCAUUGAAGAAAUAUGGAACGAAAAGAAGAGUUUACCCAAGUUAAAGAUCCUUGACCUUAGUUACUCUUACAACUUGAUCAACACUCCGGACUUCACUAGAGCCCCAAAUCUUGAGAAGCUGAUUUUUAAACAAUGUGAGAGGUUAUAUGAGGUGCACCCAUCUGUUGCAGGUCUCAAACAACUUACUUUACUGAACUUGAAAGGAUGUAGAUCUCUUACUAGCCUUCCAUGCAACAUUAGCAUGGAUUUCCUUGAAACUUUGAUUCUUUCUGGUUGUUCGAAGCUCAAGAAGUUUCCAGAAAUUAUGGGAGAUAUGAAACGUUUGAAGGAACUGAAAUUGGAUAGGACUGCCAUAAAAGAACUUCCAUUAUCAAUUAGGCGUUUAAGUGGCCUUACUUUACUGAACUUGGAAGGAUGCAGAUCUCUUACUAGCCUUCCAUGCAACAUUAGCUUGGAUUCCCUUGAAAUUUUGAUUCUUUCUGGUUGUUGGAACCUCAAGAAGUUUUCAAAAAUUGUGGGAGAUAUGAAACGUUUGAAGGAAUUGAAACUGGAUGGGACUGUCAUAAAAGAACUUCCAUUAUCAAUUUGGAGUUUAAGUGGCCUUACUUUACUGAACUUGAACGGAUGCAGAUCUCUUACUAGCCUUCCAUGCAACAUUAGCUUGGAUUCCCUUGAAAUUUUGAUUCUUUCUGGUUGUUGGAAGCUCAAGAAGUUUCCAGAAAUUGUGGGAGAUAUGAAAUGUUUGAAGGAACUGAAAUUGGAAGGGACUGCAAUAGAAGAACUUCCAUUAUCAAUUGGGCGUUUAAGUGGCCUUACUUUACUGAACUUGGAAGGAUGCAGAUCUCUAACUAGCCUUCCAUGCAACAUUAGCUUGGAUUCCCUUGAAAUUUUGAUUCUUUCUGGUUGUUGGAGCCUCAAGAAGCUUUCAGAAAUUGUGGGAGAUAUGAAACGUUUGAGAGAACUGAAACUGGAUGGAACUGCCAUAAAAGAACUUCCAUUAUCAAUUGGGCAUUUAAGUGGCCUUACUUUACUGGACUUGGGAGGAUGCACAUCUCUUACUAGCCUUCCAUGCAACAUUAGCUUGGAUUCCCUUGAAAUUUUGAUUCUUUCUGGUUGUUGGAAGCUCAAGAAGUUUCCAGAAAUUGUGGGAGAUAUGAAACGUUUGAAGAAACUGAAAUUGGAUGGGACUGCCAUAGAAGAACUUCCAUUAUCAAUUGGGCGUUUAAGUGGCCUUACUUUACUGGACUUGAACAGAUGCAGAUCUCUUACUAGCCUUCCAUGCAACAUUAUCUUGGAUUCCCUUGAAAUUUUGAUUCUUUCUGGUUGUUGGGAGCUCAAGAAGUUUCCAGAAAUUGUGGGCGAUAUGAAACGUUUGAAGGAACUGAAAUUGGAUGGGACUGCCAUAGAAGAACUUCCAUUAUCAAUUGGGCGUUUAAGUGGCCUUACUUUACUGAACUUGGAAGGAUGUAGAUCUCUUACUAGCCUUCCAUGCAACAUUAGCUUGGAUUCCCUUGAAAUUUUGAUUCUUUCUGGUUGUUGGAACCUCAAGAAGUUUUCAGAAAUUGUGGGAGAUAUGAAACAUUUGAAGGAACUAAAACUAGAUGGGACUGCCAUAAAAGAACUGCCAUUAUCAAUUGGGUGUUUAAGUGGCCUUACUUUACUGAAUUUGAAACAAUGCAGAUCUCUUACUAGCCUUCCAUGCAACAUUAGCUUGGAUUCCCUUGAAAUUUUGAUUCUUUCUGGUUGUUGGAAGCUCAAGAAGUUUCCAGAAAUUGUGGGAGAUAUGAAACGUUUGAAGAAACUGAAAUUGGAUGGGACUGCCAUAGAAGAACUUCCAUUAUCAAUUGGGCGUUUAAGUGGCCUUACUGUACUGGAUCUAGCAGACUGCAAAAGUCUUUUGACUCUUCCAAGUGUCGUUUGUAAUUUGACCUCUCUCCAAUAUCUCAUUUUAUUCGGUUGCUCAAAAGUUGAUAAAUUGCCAGGGAACCUUGGGAACUUGAAACAAUUGAAGAAACUUGGUGUCUGGGGAACUGCUAUAAGACAAGUACCAUCCUCCAUUCAGUAUUCUUCAGUGAAGGUCAUUUGGUUUUCUUGGGAUUACUUUGGUCUAGAUCUCGAUGUAAACUAUUAA
Molecule: messenger RNA, 4080 nt
Organism: Alnus glutinosa
Lineage: Eukaryota; Viridiplantae; Streptophyta; Magnoliopsida; Fagales; Betulaceae
Product: disease resistance protein RPV1-like
Exons: 4
Coding region: 1-4080 (1359 amino acids)
Biological process (GO): defense response; signal transduction
Molecular function (GO): ADP binding
Source: RefSeq, a predicted model, not a curated record